AUGAAUGCCACUCUUGAUGAUCAAGGAAUCUAUCAGCAAAUUGAACAGCUGUCUGAUUCCGAGCUGCGUGGAGUCAUUAAAUACUUGGUCUUGCUCAACGCGGAAGCUGUGGAGAAUGCUCUCAAUUAUACCUUUCAACAACGCCCCGCCAGCAAGCAGAAUAGUAGUAACGUGAAUGCUGUCGCCAACAAUAAUAACGCUAAGAAUGCUACCACUACUACUACUACUACUAGCGUGGAAGAUUCCUUUGAAGCGGAAUUCACUUCGGAAUUUGAAGAAGAAGAACAGGAAAACGAAAAGGGAGAGGAUACUGUGGUUCAUGUCGCAACCAACACUAACGAAGACAUUACUACUGUCUCCCCCAAUUUGGAAACUACAAUGCCUCCCUUGCUACAAAAGUCGCGCCGUUCUCAAUCCACAGAUGAAGGUUUGGACGAAGAUAUCGCUGCCUUGCAACCACCAUCCCAUACUACUACAGCCACUACAGCCACUACUACUGCUGCUACUGCUGCGGCUGCCACAAAUACUACUACUACUACUACUACUACGCCAGAACCAUCCGAUGCCAUUAGUACCGACAGCAGUGUCAUGACGGCACCCAUUUCCAAUACUACUUCAACUACUACCCCUAUUACAACAGCGACACCACCAACAACAAGGCCAAAUUCUCGCCGACGAUUGAUGGUACUUUGUAGCAUGAAACCGUCCACCAAUCAACAGGCCAUUGAUCAAGACGAUGCCAUGGUCUUUUGCAAACAAAUUGGAAUCUUGCCGUUUAUUGUACUGGCGGAAAGCAAACCCGAAAAGACUCGGGAAUUGACCAAGAUUUCCAAAAUUUCAAAGGAAUAUCCACAAUUCUUUCUUUCCAAUAAGAAUAUUGGCAAUCACCAUGAUCCUAUUGAAUAUUUGGGAUCCUUGGAUCUUAUGCGGACAUGGAAAAAGGAUGGGACAUUGACUUGUGAACAAGACUUGUACAAGAUUCCCAUCACUACUCAUGAGGAGGAGGUUGCCGCCGCCCCAUCCAAACGUCAAUUGACUUUUCACGACAAGGAUACAAUCAUGGGAGAACAACAACACCAACAACAACAACGACGACGACAAGGAUCUUCCUCGUCGUCAUCGUCGUCGCCCAUUUCGAGUAGUUCCAUACCCGAACAUUUGCAAUCCAGAAACGAAGGAAAGGAACCGUAUUAUCCACCAGCAUCCGAUCUAUAUCAUCACCUACUCAAUUUGGCACAACCACCAACCACUGAUGAUGCUAGUACGUUUGGUCCCAAAAAGCCAGAUUCCGAACGAGACGAGGAUGGAGACACCGGACCAUUGGAACCACCGGAAGGUGGGUAUGCUGUACUUCAAGAUAAGAAUGGUAAUCGAAGAGAAGAACCUCCGGCACGAUCGCCUCCCACCUCGGCCAAAAAGCCAGCGAGGCCAUCACCUGGAACGGAAAAUGCCGAAUUGUCCACCACCGAGCCACCUUAUGUGUCAGCAGCACCACCACCUGCCACUCCCAAUCUCAAGGCACAAGUUUCCAACAUUGCCGAACCACCUGCCUUGUCACCACCCAAAACUACCACCAAGGCCCAACGUCGUGUACUCCAACAAGAAACGGAUGGACAUGCUCCUAGUACACCCAAUGCGCAACAGGUCAAGAAAUAUCAUCAUCAACACCAAGAUAAUGCGAUGAAACCCGAACCAACUCCUGGUGGCAAUGGGACACUCCGAAAGGAAGCCGUUCCAUUGGAACCACCCUCGGCUCACAAGGCAUCACCAACUGUUGCUGUUGCUGCUACUGCUGGUGCUCAAACGACAGCACCGCAAACACCUCAAGCGCCACCACUAACUUCCAUGCCAGAGGAUGUUUCCACUGGAAAGUACGUGCCCGAACCUUCCUCUUUAUCAUCACCAGGAGUGGUCGAGACACAAGGCAAUGACUCAUCGCCGCCCUUGGAUGUGACACCGGAGAUUCCUGGAUACAAGGAACACGAACAAGAUGUAGCUACUGGUGGUAAUGCUGCUACUACUACUGCUACUACUACUGCUACUACUACUGCAGAGGCAUCGUCGGCACCUCCUCAGUCUCCAGCGGACGAUCAAGUACUAUCCAUCUUGAAUGGAGUUGGAGCCUGUUACUUGGUAUAUGACGAACAGGAUGCUGGCAAUGCCAAACUCAAUAUUUAUUAUUCCGAAACUCCCAUGGACCAUGCGGUCGGAGUCUGGUCCUCUACGGAUAUUACCGAUUUCAAACAAGCCCAAGGGUUGGGUUCCAAUGAGUUUAUUGGAAAUUGUGCGACGGAAUGUCAACAGAGUCCAUCCAAUUACUUCAAGGGAUGGAGUCAGUUUGUCAAGGCUGCCAAGUCCAUGAAUGGAACGGUCAUUACGUUGACCAAAUAUGGCAUGCCAAUAGAAUUCUACACCUAUCAAAACAAUGGGGGGGAUGCCAUUUGUGAAAAGGUCCCUGGGAUUCAAUUCGAAACGGCUGGACUGGAUGCGAUUGCAUGUCUGCCCAAGGGUGCCAACUUUGAUUAUCAAACUCUACGAGCUCGCAAGUGGUCCAAGCAAGCCAAAAAGAUGGGAGCCGUGGCCACCUUUAAUAGCUUGGUCCACAACUCUGGCGUAUCAGCAUCCAGUCCCAAUAAGGCAGCAUCUACUGCGCUUCCAUCUCCUGCAGUCGCUUCUGUUUUUGCCAAGGAAGACAAGCCGGCGGAGGAUGUAUCCCAAACAAUGGAAGAUGUUAAUUCCAUUCCAGUACGCGAACCAAAAGAAGGGUAUCCAUCUGCCAUGGAAGCGCCCUGUCCUGAAGGCGGGGCUUGUUAUCUCGUGUAUGAACCAGGCUCCUCUGGCAGAUUGGUGGAACAGUUUAGCAAGACUCCAGUUGCAGGGGCGAUUGGUCGGUGGGUACCAGGACCCGGCAAGAAGAUUUCCGGUUUCAAGUUCAAGCAAAAUCAUGGAAAGAGCGUUCUCAUUGGUAACUGUUCGGCUGGAAAGCAAGGCCGGAAGAAUUAUUGUUCCGGGUGGAACCAGUUCGUGAGAAGCGCAAAGAUACAAAAUGGUGAAGUCAUUCUAUGGGAUCCAGAGGAAGGGGUCAAGGGCAUGGCAGUCGACGUUUGGCUGUACACCAAUGACAAUCGUCCAGGUCACCAAUCCCUCAAACUUGAGAGGGGAGUCUCCACAAGCGUCGAAUCCAUCUUGGCAGUCACCGCAAUACCCAAGGAUGCUGAUUUUUUCGAAGGAAUCUCUGUUGACAUGCUGAGAUGGUUGGCACAAGGAAGCACCAAUGGGGCGUCCAGCAAAUUCGAGUAA
Messenger RNA from Cylindrotheca closterium, 3300 nucleotides. Lineage: Eukaryota; Bacillariophyta; Bacillariophyceae; Bacillariales; Bacillariaceae. The record is from the annotation of a GenBank genome assembly.